This is a messenger RNA of Eriocheir sinensis (Chinese mitten crab), 970 nucleotides long. RefSeq lists its product as uncharacterized. The record is from RefSeq and is a predicted model, not a curated record. Bases 134 to 487 code for a protein of 117 amino acids. The transcript is spliced from 3 exons. NCBI's taxonomy places the organism in Eukaryota, Metazoa, Arthropoda, Malacostraca, Decapoda, Varunidae.
UGAAUAAAGUUACCCAAUAGGGCAAGGCUGGCCGCAUCCCUGGAGAGAUUCCAGACUUCCAGUUGUCAGUGUGGGAGUGGCUGCUGCGGCCGCUGGUGUCCUGUAGUUUGCUCCAGGGAAAGCUGCCCAAGACAUGGCGGUGACGAGAUUCCGGUGCCUGUUAUGGCUACUGGUGUUAGCGACGGGUCUGUGGUCGGCGGUGGACGCCGUGCACUGGCCCCUGGGUUACCCAGAGCCCGAGCCCGAGCCGCCACGGCUAUUACUUGUGGAGGCACCUCCAGCGUCCUCAGAGAGUGAGAGUGACGAGGACGAGGACGACUCACUUGAGACCAUCAGAAUGUACAACCCUGCUGCGGAUACCAGCUCAUCGAACGCCUCUCCUAUCUUCCCGAUCGGCCCGUACCCAGACUACUUUGACAAGAAAAAAGGGCAGGCAUCGGGCGACAGGCGGAAUGAGCCUAUAGUCUGGGACCAACUUUUUGAUUAAUGGUGUGUGUUGGAAGCUUCUUUGGGAAGAAAAAAAUAUAUAUUCAACGUUUACAAAAGCGAUUCUUUCUAGGAGUUACGAUGGGACAUACAACCUUUCUGUAAGUCCUGCUUAUGAAGUUAUCCUGGGUGAGUGUUGAGGGAAUCAGCGUACUGUUUCAGUCUUUCACGCCUGAAUAAUAUGUGUGUGUGUGUGUAUAUAUACAUAUAUAUAUAUAUAUAUAUAUAUAUAUAUAUAUAUAUAUAUAUAUAUAUAUAUAUAUAUAUAUAUAUAUAUAUAUAUAUAUAUAUAUAUAUAUAUAUAUAUAUAUAUAUAUAUAUAAUGUUAAGGAUUGAGAAGAAAAAGGUGGUUAUGAAAAUCAGUAAGAGUCUCUGCUACUCGCCUCGCCAUCCUCUGUGGCCUCGUAACAGUAUUCGAUUAUUCUGAAUAUGUACUUAAUCCCCGAAUGUAUGUAGGGCAAAAAAUAAAUGUGUCCUUUUCUUA